GGAGGAAGCUGCAGCAUGGGCGUUUUUGAAUAGUACACGUGAUCUACCACCGAACAAUCAACAUGGAGGUGCAUCUUCAUCUUCUUCGUCUAAACAAGGACCUUCUAGAAAUAAGGGUAGUUCAAAGAAGGGCGGAGGCAAAAAUAAGGGAGGUGGAAGCUUUUACUCGGGAGCACCGCCUCCACCUUCUUCAGCACGCAGUAAUUUAAGGGUUCUUUCCGAAUUGCAUUCCUCACUACCAUCCCGGGCCCGUUUUCUAUUUGAAAAAGAAGCCAGGGAUGUUCUCAGGAAUGGAAUUCCUUAACCUCUAAGUAAUAACAGUUCCACC
Molecule: messenger RNA, 328 nt
Organism: Amoebophrya sp. A25
Lineage: Eukaryota; Dinophyceae; Syndiniales; Amoebophryaceae
Source: the annotation of a GenBank genome assembly